This is a messenger RNA of Arabis nemorensis, 1683 nucleotides long. Lineage: Eukaryota; Viridiplantae; Streptophyta; Magnoliopsida; Brassicales; Brassicaceae. The record is from the annotation of a GenBank genome assembly.
AUGUCACUUCCGUUUGUCUCUCUUAUGCGAAACCCUAGAUUUAUCUCUCUUCUCAAAUGGGUAUCACAAGAAACUCAGAUUAAACCCUUCAAAUCCCAAAUUUUAGGAACUGGGUUUCAUCUUCGUUUUACCAUAAAUUCUAGGAGUUUUGCCACCGUUCGUGCCGGCGAGAAACUGAGUGUUAAAACCCAAAUUGAGAAUCGGAAAAUGGCUCAGGUUGCGAUGUUGGAUUACUUCUAUAUCACAAGGGGAUUGCAGUAUCUGGUCGCAGAGAGUAUGAGCAAGAGCGCUACUCUUUUCAAUGAUAAUCUUAUAGAGAAGUUUCUACGGUUUCAUCCCAUAAACGAAUUUGAGCCUUUUUUCGAGAGUUUAGGUUUGAAACCAUCAGAGUAUAGUCAUCUACUUCCCAGUGAUAAGAUGUUUUUGAAUGAAGAUGCUUUUUUGCUUGAGAAUUACAAUACUUUUUGGAUCUAUGGAAUUGGCCUCAAGCAGAUGGGGAGGAUCUUUAGGGGAGCUAGAGAAGUUUUCGGGUAUGAGACCGGGGUUUUAGCUUCCAAGAUUCAUGCUUUUGAGGAUUUGGGAUUGACGAAAUCGUUUGUGUCGAAAAUUAUCGUUUGUAGCCCGAGAAUCUUGAUUGGGAAUAUGAAUGUUGAAGUGGCUAAGGUUUUAGAGAUUUUGAAAUCCAUGGGGAUUGGGGUUGAUUGGGUAGAUGAGAAUUUGUUAGAGGAGGAGGAAUGCUAUGAUUGGAGCUCGAUGCAUAGGGUUCUAAGCUUGCUUAGAGAUCUCUGUUUCAAUGAGAAUGAGCUACGUGGACUAGUCAUGAGAUGCCCAAGACUUGUUUUUGAGGAUUCAGGGGAAUGGACAUUGCUUCUAGCUGGGUUUCAAACGAAGCUUGGGUCGUCUAGAAGUGAACUCUGGUCGUUUUUCUAUAAGUUCCCGGAAAUUCAGGUCAAGAGAUGUGUUUUGAAUAUAAGGCAUUGCUUCUUGUUCCUGAACCAGAUAAAGAUGGAGUGUGAUGAGAUCGGUAAGAUUUUUCGUGUUCACUCCUCUUGGCUUGGUGCAUGUCCUUUGAAGAAAACCAAAACCUUACUUAGUAGAUUGAAUGUUGGGACUAGUCGGCUUUGUCAAAUCAUCCAAGAAAACCCAGAGGAGAUGAAAAAAUGGACUAUGGGUUUAAGGGUCAAGCCACUACCUAGUAACGGGGAAGAGGAAACGUCAAGAUUAAUGAAGAUACAGUUCUUGUUGAACCUCGGAUAUGAGGAGAAUUCAAAGGAGAUGGAGAGAGCUGUCAAGAAAUUCCGUGGCAGAGGAUCAGAACUCCAACAAAGAUUUGAUUUCCUUGUGAGUUUGGGUCUAAACGAGAAGGAUGUCAGAUAUAUGGUGAACGCGUUCCCUCAGAUCCUAUGUCAAGCAUCUGAUCUCUUAGAAGCAAAGGUUAACUACAUUGUCAAGGAACUAGGUUAUCCGCUUUCGACCUUUGUGGCGUUCCCUUCGUGUCUAGUGUUUACUCUCCAGCGGAUGAAGCUCAGAUUAGGGAUGAUUCCGUGUCUGAAAGGCAAAGUAAAGGCAAUUAGCAGUUUACUUGUGUGCUCAGACCAACAUUUUGUGACUCACUAUGUAAACCGCCAUCCCGAUGGGCCUAAACAUUGGGAGGAUUUGAAGAAACAAAUUCUUUACAAGUAG